AUGGCCAACUCGUCGCCGUACGAUGAUCCCGCCAACAUCAACAGAUUUCUACAAGUAAUCAGCGGCAACUCACAGUCCGCAAAGACGGAGGCACGGUCCAACAUGCCUGUGUCGAAGCUCAACGCACAGAGUCCGAUCUUCUCACCCAAGGUCACUGUCGUUACCGAUGGACAAGUUGAAAAUGACCCUUUCAAAACAAGCAACGGCGCACGCGGUGUUGAGUCAUUGCAUGGACAAGCGCCUGUUCUGGCGCCCUUCCAUUCUCCUUUCCCUCAAGCAUCCUUCACUCAAAAGACUGCUCCGGUUGACUUGGUCCAAGAUCAGAACGGCGUUGUCACCAAACCUGCAAUCCCGGCAGCUGAGGAAGUACCCUCACAGAAGAACGCUAAUGCCAUCUCACCAACAAAGAAGCGCCCAUUGACGCCGACCCAGCAUAGACUGCUGGUCGGCAAGAAACCUGGAGUCGAGCACCUCACAGAGGAUAAGUUGGCGGAAUUGAGUAGACAGACUCAGGGUUACAUGGACAAUGUGAUUGACCAAUUCCGAAAGUCAAAAGAGCAGACUUCGGCACAGGAGCAUGUUACGAGUGGUCGUGUUCCUCAGAGCAGGUUCCAGACGACGGCUUUUACUUUCGUUUGCUCCUCUUUGCCAACAGAUGGGGACCAUGAAGCAAACGGAGACAUGCCAAACGUUGAUGGAACACCAGUCAAAUCUGCAACCAGCGAGAGCAAAGACGAUGCGCCUACUGAGAGCUCUGACCAGCAGGAGCACUGGCAACACAAGAGUGCCGAUAGUGCAUCUUGCCACACUCGUGUCGUGGAUCCUGCGUUCAACAAAGAUGACCAGCAGCGCUGGAACGACUAUUCAGAGAAAGUGAAUGACUCACCAGAAAUUGUUCCCUUUCCCAGCUUGACCGAAGGCCCAAUCGCGCAAACUAGUGGCAGCGUGAACGGCUCUGGAGAAGGAUGGCAAGCGUCAACAGCCGUUGCUGCGGUCAAAGACAAGCCUCUUUCGACCUCUACUCCUAUUCUGUAUUCACACAGCACACUCAAGAAGGAGGACCGUGAAGAUGAGGCCGUUCCACCAGCAGGCAAAGCAACCGAAAACGAUACUCCCUUGUCAUCCACUCAUUCUCCCACCAUUGUGGUCACCGCCAGCACGGACACAGACGGCAGUGUCGAAGAGGACGAUGACGAUGACGAUGACGAUGUCGAGGAAGAAAAUAGAGAGAAUCUUGUCCGAUUCAAAUCGUGGGGAGCACCGGCUGCCCGUAAUAAGCCGAGAUCUCGUCCCCGAACUGUCAUCCUCGCUGGUUUGCCACGUGGUGCUGAUUUCACACUCGUCCAAUCUUUGAUUCACGGUGGUGCCAUCGAAAGUAUGGGGCUCAUCGCGUCCAAGCCUGAGCACAUCACAAUCGCGGCUCACGUAACCUUUACCUCAGCUGAUGCCUGCGAUCGCUACUCUCAGGAGUAUGUCAAAGGUAUAGAACUCCGCUAUCAAGGCAAGAAGUGGUCUAUCUUCGUGCACAAGCAAGAGCAAGUUGAUGUGAUAUCUGGAAAGUUGCAGGGAUAUCUAGACUGUGGAGCGACCCGCGUGGUCAAGGUGAACAACGUCGACGAUGAUUGGGGCAUUGUUGCUUUGAAUAAGCUCGCUGAAGGGAAAACUGGUACACGUCAAGUCGAGGCAGUGCAAGAUACGUAUCGCAAUGGGAUCCGCACGAUUGUCUUCCGCUUCGCCAACAUCAGCCACGCAGUCCAAUUCAAAAGCUUUCUUAUUCGAGAUGAUGACUGGUAUGGAUGUCACGUUGAAUUUGCAGAGGAUCCAUGCGAAAAGGCAACUGGGAUUCGCAAUGACUGA
Molecule: messenger RNA, 1857 nt
Organism: Fonsecaea multimorphosa CBS 102226
Lineage: Eukaryota; Fungi; Ascomycota; Eurotiomycetes; Chaetothyriales; Herpotrichiellaceae
Exons: 6
Coding region: 1-1857 (618 amino acids)
Source: RefSeq, a predicted model, not a curated record